CUUGUUUCGUGUGGACCAAGAGAAAAGUCUAUCUUCAACUCCAAUCUGCAUCCACUCUAUCUUCAAUUGCUCUCGGCAUCAUAUCUGAUUUUCUCGGAUCAGUAAAAUUUCAGGCAUCUGCCUUUUUAUGUUCUUCUAUAAUGGGCAAUUGUGUCUCCCUCUCAAUAUCUUCUGAUCAAUCGAUGAAAAAGAUAUGUCAAUGGCUAGACAUCCAAGUAGGUUAUGUUCACAACCUCGAGAAGAAUCUGUCGGCUUUAGAGAAAACCAUGGAAGAGCUCAGGGCUAAACUUGAUGAUUUAUCAAGAAGGGUAACAAGAGAGGAGGAUAGAGGUUUACAAAGGCUUUCUGAAUUCCAGGUAUGGCUUACUAGAGUUGAGACUUUUGAAAACGAAGCCAACAAUCUUCUUAUUGCUAGAAAUGUUCAACUUCAAAGGCUUUGUCUUCUUGGUUUUUGCUCUAAGAGUUUAAUAUUGAGUUAUCGUUAUGGCAAAAGUGUUUCCAUGACUUUAAGGGAAGUUGAAAAACUGAAUAGUAAAGUUUUCGAAGUGAUCGUUGAGCAAGCUCACACAUUUGAGGUGGAGGAAAGACAGCUUCAGUCAACAAUUGUUGGUCUGAAAGAAAUGUUGGAGAACGCAUGGAAUCAUCUCAUGGAAGAUCGAGUUGGUAUUAUGGGUUUUUACGGUAUGGGGGGAGUAGGGAAAACAACUCUUAUCACACAACUCAACAAUAAGUUCAGUGGCAUGACAUGUGGAUUUGAUUUUGUGAUUUGGGUUGUGGUGUCUAAAGAGUUACAAGUAGAGAAGAUUCAAAGUGAGAUCGCUCGGAAGGUUGGUCUUGAUGGAGAUGAAUGGAAACAAAAAGAGAAAAGCCAAAAAGCUGAUGUUAUAUACAAUUUCUUAAGGAAAAAGAGAUUCAUGUUGUUUUUAGAUGACAUAUGGGAGAAGGUGGAUUUAGUUGAGAUUGGAAUCCCGUUUCCAACAACACAAAACCGAUGCAAAGUGGCAUUCACUACCCGUUCCAAGGCUAUAUGUGCUCACAUGGGCGUUGAAGAACCAAUGGAAGUCAAAUGCUUGUCGGAAGAUGACGCAUAUGAUUUGUUCCAAAAGAAGGUUGGAGAAACAACAUUAAUAAGUGAUCCAGGGAUCCCCGAACUUGCAAGAAAAGUUGCUAAGAAAUGUUGUGGCCUACCGCUCGCACUUAAUGUUGUAGGCGAGGCCAUGUCAUGCAAGAGGACGCUACAAGAAUGGUGUUACACGAUAGAUGUCUUGACUUCAUAUGCCGUAGAGUUUUCUGGCAUGAAAGAUAAAAUUCUUCCACUUUUGAAGUAUAGCUAUGAUAAUCUUGAGGUGGAGCAGGUCAAAAUGUGUUUACUAUAUUGCGCUUUAUUUCCCGAAGAUGAUAGAAUUCCUAAAGAGAAAUUGAUAAGCUUAUGGAUAUGCGAAGGGAUAAUAGACGGAAGUGGAGGUAUAGAAAGAGCUGAGAACAAGGGUUAUGAUAUAAUUGGUAGUCUUGUUCGUGCAUCACUGUUAACGGAUGUCAAAUGGUAUGGAACAGAGAAUGUAUGUAUGCAUGAUGUAGUUCGUGAGAUGGCCUUAUGGAUUGCAUCUGAUUUAGGAGCACAAAAAGAGGCUUUCAUUGUGCGUGCAGGGUCUGGGUUAAGUGAAAUGCCAAAGGUUGAGAACUGUAAUGUUGUGAGAAGGAUGUCACUCAUAAAGAACAAGAUUCACCAUCUCUCUAGCAGUCAUGAAUAUCUCGAGCUCACAACUUUGCUUCUACAAAAAGCAAAUUUGACAAAUAUCUCGAGUGAAUUCUUCAAGUCCAUGCCAAGACUAGCUGUUUUGGAUCUAUCAUAUAAUGGAAAUCUGUUUGAACUGCCGGAUGGAAUAUCACAACUAGUUUCCUUGCAAUAUCUCAACUUGUCAUAUACAAGUAUACGUCAUUUGCCUAGGGGUGUGCAAGAGUUGAAAAAGCUAAUUCACUUGGAUUUGGAGGAGACAGAUAACCUUUCAAAUAUUGAUGGGAUAUUAUCAAGUCUGCACAACUUGAAGAUAUUGAAUUUAUCUCGUGCUGGUUUUUCAUUGGAUUGCAACAUACUGGAGGAGUUGCUAACCUUGGAACAUUUAGAAAUUUUAACCAUAGAGAUCGAUCUUCAACAAGGUUUGGAACAAUUUUUGAGCUCUCAUAAGUUGACACGUGCAACAAGAAAUCUAACGAUCAGGGGUAUGCAACUUGAAUCAUCUGGUAUCUCACUUCCAAUAUCUAUGGAGAAUCUACGUGAAUUCAACAUUGUAUGGUGCAGUAUCUCUGAGAUAAAGAUGGGAACGAUAUGCUUGGAGAGCAAAACGGUUUAUCCUCUAGAAAAUCCGAGGACCUCAUGCUUCUUGAGCCUCUCUAAAGUGAUUAUACUAGAUUGCAAAUGCGUGAAGGAGUUGACGUUACUGAUGUUCGCUCCAAAUCUUAGAGAUCUCUCUGUUAAAUCUGCAAAAAAAUUAGAAGAUGUAAUAAACAAAGAGAAAAGUCGUCACGGUGAAAAAUCAGGGAUUGUUCCUUUUCGAAGGCUGGAAUUUCUUUUGUUGGGUGAUCUACCGGAGCUGAAGAAUAUCUACUGGAAUUCUCUACCUUUUCCAUGUCUAAAGAGAAUGGAUAUAAUCAGAUGCCCGAAUCUGAAAAAGCUUCCACUGGAUUCCCAAAGUGGCAAGCAUGGUGGAAAUGGAGUAAUCAUAAGAUACACAGUUAAAGAAUGGAUUGAAACUGUGGAAUGGAUAGACGAAGCUACAAAAACCCGCUUCUUACGUUCAUGCCUACACGUAUCUGAAACGCCGAAUCAAGACAAUCAACCGCAUUCUUCGGUACCAACCUAGGCGGAAUGGAUCGAACUCAGAAGUUCACAUAUAUCUCCAAUGCCCGCUUGUAUUGAUUAAUUCAAUUGGCUCUUUGUUUAAUAUUUGUAAAAGCUCCAAAAGCUGUGCUCUUAGUAGAGCUAUAUAUUACAGUAACAUAUGCACCCUAAAGACAAGAACCAAAAUAUCAUCAUUUAACAA
Messenger RNA from Brassica napus (rape), 3041 nucleotides. RefSeq names its product putative disease resistance protein At1g63350. NCBI's taxonomy places the organism in Eukaryota, Viridiplantae, Streptophyta, Magnoliopsida, Brassicales, Brassicaceae. The record is from RefSeq and is a predicted model, not a curated record. Gene Ontology annotation, molecular function: protein binding; ADP binding. Bases 141 to 2861 code for a protein of 906 amino acids. The transcript has a single exon.